This is a messenger RNA of Blepharisma stoltei, 3508 nucleotides long. NCBI's taxonomy places the organism in Eukaryota, Ciliophora, Heterotrichea, Heterotrichida, Blepharismidae. The record is from the annotation of a GenBank genome assembly.
AUGCUGCCUCUUAAAAUUGAUUUUAGGCUCACACCUUCUCAACGUGCAGGUGCUACAAGUUCAGAGCCUCCUCGAAUAAGCAGAAAUACAGUAGAAUUUGGCAAAAAAGUAAGGCUUAUAAAAAAAAUUCCUGAAAAAAUCAAGACAUAUGAGACAAUUAAACAUGCCAGUUAGGGGCAGCACUCAAUUCCUGCAUCCGAGAUUAUUGAGAUAAGUCCACGACUUCUUGAGAAUUUCGGCUCAAGAGAAUAAGUCUACACUAUGUUUGGUGUAAUCAGAGAGAUCUUAAGGGGAUUCGGGACAGAAAGAGUUGGACAGUUAGGCCGGCCCACCUACCUUUAUUCAGAGCUGUGGCUCAAGCUGAGGCCAAGAAGUACAGAAUUUAAAGAGUUAUAAUAAACUUAAACUUAAAGACAUAUGAAGAAGAUUUUUUAUUAGAAAAAGAAGGAGACAUUAGAUCGUUUUUUGAUGAAGCUAAUUCUCCUGGUACCCCAGGAGUAAGAUAUAAUGAUAAAGGCAAAAUUAUUCCAUAUUCAAUUAUUGGACCUGCUUCUUUAUUUGAAAAUCAGCCAAAUGUUCCUAAGUAUUCUCCUCUCCCGUCCUACAGUUUGCCCAGCAGCCCACUAGGGAUUUUUAAAUUUGGCUUUCCUUUAGUCAGAAAGCAGCUGCUUAAAAUAGACCAUGAAAAAAAAUUUAAAGAUCGCUUGCACAAAUAGAUUAGAUUAGAUUAAAAUUAUAGCGGGUCGUAGGAGUUUAUUUCAGCCCCUCGCUAUCCAACGGAUAGCUUCGCAGUGACGCUAACUCCCCCCCCUCCGUGAGUGAACAAAACCAUUAGAAAAAUCCCUAUUUUUUGCCCAAAAACCCACCCUCCGUGAGUCAACAAAAAUUUUUUUAAAUAGAAAAAAUUUUUAUGGAAAAAAUUUUGAUAUAUAAAUGAUAAUUAGUAUAAUGAAAUCUAGAGCUAAUUCUGUUUAAUUUUAAACGAAUUGCUUUUUUUAAAACAUAAAUUUUAUAAAUUAAAUUAAUAUUUGCUUUCAAAUUUUUUGCGAAUUAGAUUUUUUUUAAUUUCGAAAAAAAAAUUGUUUAUAAAAUUUAUAUAUAAAAUUUUUUAAAAAAAAAAAAUUAACCCCCCUCCGUGAGUGAACAAAAUUUUUUUGUUCACUCACGGAGGGGGGGGAGUAAGCUCUAUCCUCACACCACCUUUUUCUCUUCUGACGUCACCAUCGAAGGUCUAACGGAGGAGACACCCUAUCGAACAGAGCAAACGGUCUCAAAACUUCAGCAAAAGACUCCUUUAACCUCUUACAUGCUCAGAAUACGGGGGAAUCGCCUUUUGCCUCCUCCAUGGUCUGUCAGAGCCGUAUCGCAGGCUCGUAAAUACUCCCAUGGAGUGGUAUCGGGACUUUGCGCCGGUAGGGUCAUCUCGUAGGUAAGGAAAAAGGACCAGGGUCAGCCCCUAGGCCAAAAACCCAUCCCAGAGGACCAUCGCCAUGUGGCUCGUCUUUCCUGGGCCACAUCAACUCACGGGUCACCAGGAGUCCACGUCAGAUCACGCCAUUUUAAUAAUGCUUGCACAAAUAGAAGAAGUUAAAAAAAGCAGCAAAGCCAAAGAAAAAGAAACUUUAAAAGCUCUGACUCCCCCCCCCCUUUAAAUUGAAACAAAAAAUUUUGUUUCAAUUUAAAGGGGGGUUAAGAAAAUUUUUUUAUAAAAAAAUUUAUAUAUAAAAAUUUUUUCAGAGAUAAAAUUUUAUAAUUUCAUGAAAAAUUAAUUCAUAAAUUUCUCAAUCUCAAAGUGUAAACUUGCUGAAAUGGUAUUCUUCUAACUCUCCCCAUAACAAUUGGACAAAAUAGAGUUUAAUUUCUAAAUCUUAUAUAUUUGAAGCAUAUUAAAUAGGUUAUUAACGUAUUUUACAUAUAAAAUAAUGAUUUUUACCUAUAAAAUUUUCUAUUAUAAUAAAAUUUUGUUUCAAUUUAAAGGGGGGUAAUUUCCCCAAAAAAGUAGGAAUUUUACCUAUAUUUUGUUUCAAUUUAAAGGGGGGGGGAGUGAGUUUAGAAGAAAAAAUAAAGAUAACUAAAGAGCAGAGAGCUUUAAGGCAAUUUCAAAGAAUGCAAGAAAAAUGAGACCAUAUUGAUGAAGGACUUUGUAAAAGGAUACAAAAACAUAAAGAAGAGCUGCUUCCUACAAGGGCAUGAUAUACGUUAAAAUGGCGGCAUAUGCAGACCUGCCCUCUUGGCGCAAAGGUCUAGACAUUAUGGCCACGGCGAACUGGGACAGAUCCGGGUAGAAACAAGUGCAGCCUCAGGUAAUGUAUAUGGGCAGGUUUUGGCGGCUGAAAAUGGAGGUGCCCGGCAAGGUUCUCUGGACCCAAGGACCCCGAGGCAUUCCUCUAUCGAGAAACCGGGGUUCCGCCAUCAGUUCACAGUGGAGCAAUCUUUUCCUGUAGUUGUCGAAGGAAGGCAUUCGGCAUCCGACAAACUCCAAGGAUCCUUGGGAAACAAGCUGCUCUAAUUGCCCCUAGCAGGACCGCAGCACUCAAGACUGAAGCGGAAAGGCAAGAAGGAGACAGAAGGUGGUAGAAGUGGUACCCGUUUUCGGGGAAAGGCCCUAUGGCUGGAGUUGAAAAUCAGUUGAACCUUCUGUAUGGGAGGUCUUUGGUGACUGUGCUAUCAAUAUGGCUAAUGCCUGACUUUAAAAAGCCUAACCUAAUCCUACAAGGGCUUGCGAAUAUAGAGAAAAAUUAGAAGAGCUUGAUAUUAUUGAUAAAGUUAGGAGCUUAGACAAAUCAAAUAAAUAUCAUUGAUAUAUGUCGUUAAGAGGGGACCCAAGAACAGAUAAACUUGAUGCUAUUGUAAAUGUUGGGAAUUUUAUGACAGGUCUAUAUACAAGAAUAAGGCAAAGGUCUUCUUCUCAGUCAAUUAUUAGGAAACCAGGAACAGUUAAGGCAAAUUCUAACUCCCCUUGAUCGAACCAAUCGCCAUCUUUCGAUCAUGAAUAGGGUAAAAUAUUAUCAGGAAAUGUUUUGUGCUAGCCACAAGAGAUGAAUUAUUCAAUAUAUUAGCAAAAAAGCUGGAAGUCGCUUAAAAGUUAUUAUACAGUAUAAUCUAUAAUACUAAUUACUAUCAAAAAUAGGUGAGGUGGGAUAGAGAGCGGAUUUCAUGCUAAAAUAGUUUGAUUAAGGAUGGUUUUAAUUUUCCCGAUUUUUAGGAAAAUAUUUGCCGUUUAAUCAAGGCCAGGAGUAAGACUUUUCGUGAUGACCCUUAUUUUAAAGAUACAGCGAAAAAUGGAGAAAUUUAUAGCAGCUUAAGCCAGGCGAGAAAUAUAAAAUGCGAAGAGCUUAAUGUUAUUGGGUUAAGUAAAUUGCCAAUGGAAAUUGAUGCAGUUAAAUCAGCAGGCUACGAAAACUUAAAGCUCGAAGCUAUAGAAAAAGGGGACGAAGAAGAAAUCAUUGUCGAAAACUACGCUCCCAGAAUCCGUGCAUUUAGUACAAAAACCACUAUAAAAUAUUAA